AUGCUUGCCAUAUUAUUUAGUCUGUUUAUAGCAUUGGCAAGCGCCUACCCGGCGCGGGGGCCUUGUACGGGGGACUGCUGGACUCAUGAUCCUUCCAUGAUCCAGCGUGAGUCCGACGGCAAGUACUUCCGUUUCUCGACGGGCACUGGUGUCAAUACCAUGACCUCCAGCUCGCUGACGGGCCCAUGGACGGAUGUGGGCAAGGCUCUGCCAGGUGGUUCAAAGAUUGUUCUCGCCGGUGCGGACAGCAGCGACAUUUGGGCCCCUGAUGUGCAUUACCAGGGUGGUACAUACUACAUGUACUACGUGCUCUCCAAGCUGGGCACGCAGACCUCUCAAAUCGGCGUUGCCACCUCCACGACCAUGGAGCCCGGUUCCUGGACGGACCACGGCAUCGUUGGCAUCCCCGCCAACAGCGCCUACAACCGCAUUGACCCCAACUGGAUCACCAUCGGCGGCAAGCAGUACCUGCAAUUCGGCUCCUACUGGCAGGACAUCUACCAGGUUGCGCUCGAGAGCCCGCUGCAGGUGGGCUCGAACACGCCGCACCAGAUCGCGUACAACGGCAGCCUGAACCACCGCGUUGAGGGCUCAUUCCUGUACCAACACGGCAGCUACUACUACCUCUUUUUCAGCGGCGGCAUCGCGGGCUCCUACACGGCUACGUACCCCGCCCAGGGCGAGGAGUACCGUGUGCAUGUGUGCCGCUCAUCGAGUGGACUCGGAGGCUUCGUGGACGAGUCUGGCAGGUCUUGCCUCGAGUCUGGCGGCACGAUUAUCCUCGCUAGCCACGACCAGGUCUACGCUCCUGGCGGACAGGGUGUUCUGAACGAUAAGUACCUCGGUCCGGUGCUGUACUACCACUACUACUCGCUCGCGGCGAAACAGGCCGGCGGCAAUGGUAUCGAUGGCUACCUGUACGGCUGGAAUGAGCUGGACUUCUCGAGCGGCUGGCCGGUGGUCAAGGCCGUCUAA
Molecule: messenger RNA, 975 nt
Organism: Penicillium canariense
Lineage: Eukaryota; Fungi; Ascomycota; Eurotiomycetes; Eurotiales; Aspergillaceae
Product: arabinan endo-1-5-alpha-L-arabinosidase C
Exons: 4
Coding region: 1-975 (324 amino acids)
Biological process (GO): carbohydrate metabolic process
Molecular function (GO): arabinan endo-1,5-alpha-L-arabinosidase activity
Source: RefSeq, a predicted model, not a curated record